AAUAAAUACAGGAUUUGAAUAAACACGACAUCGACACAAGUGCCCGGCUGUUCGCCAUUGUUGUAAGAUUUGGAUUAGGGAACCGAGUAGUUCAGCGAACUGCGCAUUGGUGUCGAAAGGUGCCUUAUCUCCUGUGGCUUGAUAUUCGGCUGUUCCGAUAAGGCACCUUUACAUUAGCUACAAGCCAUGCGCCUUUCGAGUUCCCCCCUAUCCCCCCCAGCUCACUUCUAACCCUCAAUCAUGCAGAGACGGAGAACCAUGCCUCGUCAACGGACCCAUGUCACAAUUGACGCCCCUGGGCCCGGACCAUCGGCAGAAAAACGUCACCAAGAACGAAUCGAGCAAUACCAGAGCCACUGGCAUGAGUUAACUAUGGAUUUGCCCCAGCAACUGUCCCGAAGACACAGUGAGCUUUUGGGCCUCCCCCAGAGUCUGAGUCCGUCUGGAAUUGAUCGCAUGUUUCAAAUGAAAUAGUCUCCAUGAUUUCAAUGGUGAGCUUUCCUAUAUGGUAAUCGCAUCCUUGACAAAUAUUCUUCAGGCCGGGGCCAUAGGGACUGGAGUCUUUGUAGGAAUCGCGCAGGCGCUCCGGCAUGGCGGGCCAUUGGGGAUGCUGCUCGGUUACACCAUCAUGGGAACUGUUGUAUACGGAGUAGUAGUAUCU
Messenger RNA from Cantharellus anzutake, 661 nucleotides. RefSeq lists its product as uncharacterized. The record is from RefSeq and is a predicted model, not a curated record. The transcript is spliced from 4 exons. The coding region runs from base 241 to 474 and encodes 77 amino acids. Lineage: Eukaryota; Fungi; Basidiomycota; Agaricomycetes; Cantharellales; Hydnaceae.